Messenger RNA from Arxiozyma heterogenica, 1170 nucleotides. RefSeq lists its product as uncharacterized. Gene Ontology annotation, biological process: endoplasmic reticulum inheritance; mRNA transport. Lineage: Eukaryota; Fungi; Ascomycota; Saccharomycetes; Saccharomycetales; Saccharomycetaceae. The record is from RefSeq and is a predicted model, not a curated record. Bases 1 to 1170 code for a protein of 389 amino acids. The transcript has a single exon.
AUGAUGUUGCAGUCAGCAGUCAGUUUAGAUGGGAAUAAAGAGCCAGCAUCAAGUUCAACUCAAAUUAUUGAGUCAUUGUAUGAUAAGGUAGAUUCUUUGACAAAUACUAAUCUACAAUUGACAUUACAAUCUCAAACAAUGUUAGAGAAUUUAGAUAUUGCACAAAAGAAAGAAGUCAAACUGAUUGAAAAUAUUUCAAUGUAUAAGUAUCAAAGAGACAAUUUGGAUUCAAUGUUAAGUAGAAAAGUAAGAAAGAUUAAAGAAUUUGAAGAAGAAUUGACAAGUCUACAAAUGACUGUUAAUUCCAUUAAAAAUCAAAACAAAGAUUUAAACGAACAAUUGCAUGAUUUACAACAAUUGCAGAUAUUUAAUAAAGAAAAAAUGGAUCAGUUAGAUGUACAAUAUGAUUCACUUUUAAAAGAUCAACAGGUUUGUAAAUUGCAAUUUGAAGAAGAUUUAAACAAGAUAAAUAGGGAUUUGCAAACAAUCAAAUCAAAAUAUAUCAACAAAUUAAAUGAAGAAAUUAAGAAGUCGGAUUCUUUUGAAAUUAAAUUAAAUAAAUUUAAAAGACUUAUAGAUAAGACUGAAAAACUUGGUGGAUUCAAAGAAAUUUCCAAAGAUAUAAUUGAUAAUAAAUGCGAACAAGUCUUAAAAAAUUUAGAUCUUGAUUCUUGGAUCACCUUAUAUAAAUUAUCUGACAAAGUUAUUCAAUUGUAUGCAAAAGAGAAUGAAUUAGAUUUAAGUUUAUUAAAGGAUUAUGAUUCAAUAGUAAAUGACCUAGAGAUAGACAAUAUUAAUAAGGAGUUAAAGAACAUUCAUUCUCAUAAUAGUCUUAUCUCUCUUAAUAAUAAUACAGAAAAAUUAACCAUUACAAAAAGAAGAACCAAAUCUGCAAAAAUUAGUUCCAGUCCAUAUCUUCCUUCUCCAAUAUUAGCUAACAGUACAUCAUCUUUCUCUUCUUCAUUAUCUUCACAAGACAAUAUUAGUAACAAAAAUGAUGAGAAUUCAUUUUCAAAAUCAUUCAAUCGAACAGAAGUAAGAGUUCAUUCUGGAGGCAGACCAACAUUACCCGGUGUUAGAAGAGUGUCUAGGAUUUUUUCCAAUGGUGACAGUAAUGUUAUAUCAUCUCAAUCUUCAUCUAGCAGUAACAGAAAUUCUAGGGUUUUCUAA